UUUCUUUUUUUUUUUUUUUUUUUUAAAGGGGGUGUUCACCAGCUCCCAUUCACAUAUCUAAUGGGAGAUUCCCGCUGCUUUCCUGCUGCUGUUCCAGGAGGGUCAGGAGGGAAAGAGGAGUGAAGCAGACUGUGGAGAGAGAGAGAGAGAGAGAGAAAGAGAGAGAGAGAGCGACUCUGAGGUACAGAGGGAGUUUUUGCUGCUGAAGGAAAAGCAGAGUUUGUAGGAAGCAGAAAAUGGGACCAGCUGCCACCUUGCUCGCUCUCCUGUAUUUAUGUUCUCUGGGUGUGUGUGUUCCUACAGGGACGAACAACGCUGCACCAACACAGGCGUCUUCGCUAAAGGUGAAGAGGGCAAGAGGCGACUAUCCCGAUAUUCUACCAGAACCUGAACCCGAGCCAACCAGCCCAGUAUCAGACUUUGAAAACUCAUACAACUAUGUCUUGUCCAGACUAGCUGGCAUGGACCAGGCCAUCCACAAGUUAAAUGUCGGUCACUACACCCUGGAUGUUAAGGUCAGCCAGCUGAUGGACCGUCUGUCCAGGAUGGAUGCUAAAGUCGGGGAGCUGGAGGACAGCAUCCGGGAAGUCUACCAGCACAGCAAGGACAACCGCAAGGAGAUCGGAAGACUGGAAGGGUGCGAGAAGGGACGUAGGAUGGGAUACAAAUGCUACCUGGUGUACAACAGCUACGAGGAUUACGCCGGUGCUUCCAGAAAGUGCCUGGAACGCGGCGGACGCAUGGCGAUGCCCCGCGACCGCAAGGAGCAGGAGGCCCUGGCCGAGUACGUCAAAGCCUUCUUCCAGCCGGGGAACUGGCCUGUGUGGUUGGGCAUCAACGACCUGCGCUCUGAGGGCAUGUACCUCUUCGACGACGGGACCAGAGUCUCAUACUUCCAGUGGCGUAAACACUUUCUGUCCAGCCAGCCGGACGGAGGGAGGCGGGAGAACUGUGUGGCCAUGUCGUCGGACGAUGGCGACUGGUGGGACCACUACUGCGAUCGGACCAUGAACUAUCUGUGCGAGUUUGAUGACAGGGUGGCUCUUUAAAAUGAACUCUUUUGAAAAUAUUCUUUCUCUAUCACAUUACUUCUACUUUAUAAUCAGCUGUUAAACAUUAAAAAUAAAAAGCUAUUUUAUUUUCAAAUAAUUUAUUUCCCUUUAAAAGACACGUACCUGGAAUACCUAGGAUUUUUUUCAUAUAAAUAUCCAGUAUAAUUUCAUUUAAGUACUCAUGUGGCAUUCUUUAAGUGGUAUCAGCAUCUUGCACCAUAAAAACAUUCGCCAUGAAAGUAUUUCAUGGUUUUAGGGAAACAUAUGUCUCAAAUGCACACAGAUUCCUGUCUUGCUGUUUAAGUUCUGUACUGAAUAAGUCUGAUUUAGUGUUUUAAAUAUGAUAUUAUCCUUCCAGCUGCAGUAAUAUGAAUGUAAGCCAGUCAGGA
Stegastes partitus (bicolor damselfish) is the source of this 1441-nucleotide messenger RNA. It is a transcript of the gene clec11a, whose product is annotated as C-type lectin domain containing 11A. Gene Ontology annotation, molecular function: growth factor activity. Gene Ontology annotation, biological process: ossification. The transcript has 5 exons. NCBI's taxonomy places the organism in Eukaryota, Metazoa, Chordata, Actinopteri, Pomacentridae. Bases 237 to 1049 code for a protein of 270 amino acids. The record is from RefSeq and is a predicted model, not a curated record.